GUCUGACAUUAGCAUUUAAAGGCUGCCGCAUUUAAAUGGUUCCUAAAACAGUUUUAGCUCAAGUUGAAAAAUACUCGAUAAAAAGUUUUCAUUAAUUUUUUAUGUUUUAAAAUGUCUACAGAUAAUUUAGAAUGGUCAUUCAACCGAAAAAUAUUACAAGUUCCGAAGAAUUUAAAUCGAGUCUUGGUUUGCGAUCAUCCUCUGAGACCGAACGUUACUUUGGUAACGGAAAGUCGUAUAACCCGUCGAGGAUAUGGAGAUAGUACGUCGGCUAGUACUGAAUCCUCUACGCCAAUUCGCACUCCUAGUUUAGAUCCUUUAUCAUCUGGAUUCAAUGGAGAAGAUCCUUUACAUCAAUUUGCUCGAGCUGCUCAAGACCCACUUUCAGAAAUGGUUGAAGAAAUGAAAUGGCAAGAUGAGGAUGAUGUUAGAGUUCGCAAGAAAAGCAAAGAAGCAUAUCCUGAGGAUAGUAUCGAACCGUGGUGUAACAGACGUGCCGCAAUUUUAGCUAAAUAUACCACAUCUGAAAAAUUAUCAAUUGUCACGAGUUUUCUUUCCGGUGGAGAAAAGGUUGUAGUUAAAGCUCAAAGUUCAACUGUCGACAAAGUAAAAACACGAUUAGAACAAUUAGAUGAAUUCGAAGAAGGCUCCGUACGACAUGAAGGUGAUUUAUCACAACAAGAAUAUACAGUUCGAAUCGAACAAUUGAAUACUGAAUUGGUAUCAGCUUGGAAAGGUGACCAAAAAGUUCGAGCCUUAAAAAUUGCAAUACAAUGUGCAAAAUUAUUAGCUGAUACAUCAGUAAUGUCGUUUUAUCCCAGUAAAUUUGUACUCAUUACUGAUAUUUUAGAUAUUUUUGGAAAACUAGUCUAUGAAAGAUUGAGAGUAAAGGCUGAAUAUCAUUUACCUGGAAAUAAAGUUGCGAAACAUUUGCCUGAAAAUUUUACUCCUGAUAUGGUUUUAGAACCAGCCAAAGAAACUUGUCGUAAUUGGUUUUAUAAAAUUGCGUCGAUUCGAGAACUGGUUCCAAGACUCUAUAUUGAAAUGGCCAUUCUUAAGUCAUACAGCUUCCUUACAUCCAGUGAAUUUUCGGACGCACUAAUGCGUCUAACUCAUAUGAUUCGUGGUAUAGGACAUCCAAUUGUUGCAAUAUAUGCUAGAUGUUAUCUUUGUCGAGUAGGGAUGCUAGUCUCAACACCAAAUACAGAUCGUCGAUAUCUCUCUGAAAAUUUCAGAGAUUUCCUAGCAUCAUACAAUCAAGUUCUAUCAAAUGCAGUUCGUACCGAAUGUCAAAGGCAAAAAAUGGAAAUAAGUGCAUAUUUUUCAUUAUACCCGCCAGCUUUAGACUGGAUAUUACAAGCUGCAUCUGCAACUUCACAGGCUCCUCCAUUAUUGGAUCAACUGCUAGAACAAUGCCAGAAAUUGAACAACAGCGGAUUAUUAUUAAACACCAUUAUGGCAUCCUUUAAACCAAACCUGAUAGCAGAUAGAGCACCACAAUUUGUAGAAAUGAUAACUAAAUGUAACAAUGAAAGUUUUCCAUCUUACGUUUUAUUUAGAACAUUAGGUCUCUGUCUAGCCUUAAACCCACCACCUCAAGAAUUUCGUAGACCUGUGUUAAAUAAUGUCUGGAACAAAGUCUCAAAUUUAUCAAAUCCUAAUCAUUAUAUUCAUUGCGCUGAAGUGUGGGUUCAGUAUGCAGUGGUGAAUUUCUCAAGUCGUGAAGUGAAUACAUUUUUAGGAGAUAUCAUCAAAAAUAUGACGCCAAAUCGCGCCUAUGAAAAUUUCUAUCCACAAUUACAAUUAAUAUUAGAAAAAGUUGUAAAUCAUACGCAAGAUUUUGAAUCGUUGCUGAUGAUGAAUAAUUUUUUACCACUCUUAGAUUUAUUCCAAAAAGAAAAUGUUCGAGUAGAUGCAUGCCGAAUUGUGAUUACAGCAUUUUCAAAUCAAAAUUUAACUGUUAGCGACCCAAUAGUUAUUAAUGCGUUAAUGUUUGUUUGCCGUAUAUUACACGAUUCUGUAAAUGCAUUAACUGUUGAUGAUGAGCGUCGUCAAAUUGGAAAUCUUUUAACGAAUUUUGUAAAACGUGUCAAUUAUGGACGUGAUUUUGAACAACAAUUAAAUUUUUACGUUGAAGCGCGUGCUGCCUUUACAAAUUUAGAUCCAGUGUUAGCGCAACUUGUGCAAUGUGUGAAUCGUCUAUCAGUUGAUACUCGACUUGUUGUAAAAGGGAAUCAUACACGGAAAACAGCAGCUUUUGUACGAGCAUGCGCUGCAUAUUGUUACAUAACUAUACCAUCAAUAAUAUCAGCGUUUACAAGAAUGGAAUUGUAUUUAUUAUCAGGACAAGUUGCAUUAUUUAAUCAAUGUUUAGGGCAAGCAGAUGCAUGCUUUAAAGCUGUGUUAUCACUGAUUGCGGAUAUACCACGCACACUAGAAGUUGAUGGAAAACAGUGCAGUACUGAUCAAUAUCUAAUUAGCUAUUUACGAAAUUUCCUCUCUACACUUUUAGUGGUACCUGAUAGCCCUGAACAAAGUACAUUAUAUUUACUACGAAGUUUAUUAGGAAUUCUUCAGAAUUAUGCAUGGGGACCAAAUAAUUCAUCCAGAGCAUACGUUUUUUUAAAUGUCCUAGACUUAAUUGCUGUGGCUUCAAAGGAAACAUAUCCAUAUCACAUUGAUAAAAUUGACUCAAAUGACUCACUUUAUGGUUCUGAUCCAAAAUUUAUCGAGGAAUUGAAUAAAAUAGCAACCUUAAUUGUUGAAGAUUUGCUGGCUCAUUUAAAAUAUUUAGGUGAACAAAAUGAAUAUAGAAUUCAAUCAAAUCUCGCCGUAGAGUUAAGUGUACGGAUUAUGUUACGAGCAGAUUUAAAUAAUAAGCGAUUGGCGACUCUUGCGUUUAAUUUAUGGCAAUUAGCUCAAAAACAUAAGACAAUGGCAGAUCCAAAAAUCGAAGAAAUUUUAGCUCCGCUAAGAGCUAGCGUAAAAGAACAGGGUGACUUAGUAAGAGAAUUAAAAGCUCAAGGAGCUCCUGAAUUAAAUGUUAAAAAAGCUGUAGCUGAAUUAAAAGCACGGAAAAAAAUCUUAGAAGAUAAAGAAUUGAGUCUGGUACCAGAUUCGGCAACUUUCGAUCGUGCGAAAAUGGAAGAUUUAUUAAAAAGACGAUUUUUUUAUGAUCAAAGUUUUGCUAUAUACGGUGGAAUCACUGGCCAGUUUGAUUUUGGACCAAUGGGUUGUUCGUUCAAAUCAAAUAUGCUCGAUGCUUGGCGUAAAUUUUUUGUUUUAGAAGAACAAAUGCUUGAAGUUGAUUGUUCAAUUUUGACACCGGAACCUGUUUUAAAGGCUUCAGGGCAUGUUGAUCGAUUUGCUGAUCUAAUGUCAAAAGAUGUAAAAACUGGCGAAUGUUUUCGUGUAGAUCACUUAAUAAAAGCGCAUUUAGAAAAAUUAUCAGCUGAUAAGAAAGCUACUGAUGACGUUAAAGCUGAAUGUAAAGACAUUGUUAUCAAGUUAGAUGGAAUGAAUAAAGAUGAAAUGGCAGCCAUUAUGAAAAAAUACAAUAUGAAAAGCCCUCUCACUGGAAACGAUCUUACCGAACCGCUUGAGUUUAAUUUAAUGUUUGAAACUCAAAUCGGACCAAGUGGUUUAAUUCGAGGAUUUUUGAGACCAGAAACAGCUCAAGGAAUAUUCGUAAAUUUUAAACGACUACUAGAAUUUAAUCAAGGAAGAUUACCGUUUGCAGCCGCUCAAAUUGGUAAUGCAUUCCGUAAUGAAAUUUCCCCUAGAUCAGGAUUAAUUCGUGUACGAGAAUUCACAAUGGCUGAAAUAGAACAUUUUUGUGAUCCAAUUGAUAAAAAUCAUGGAAAGUUCGAUAGUGUUCGUGAUACAGAAGUUACUUUAUACUCAGCUUGCAAUCAAAUGGAUGGAAAAAGUGCAGAAAAAAGAACUAUAGGAGAUGCUGUUAAAGAAGGUUUAAUUGCAAACGAAACUCUUGGAUAUUUCAUGGGUCGUAUUUAUACAUUUUUAUUGAAAAUUGGUGUACAUCCUACUAAACUUCGAUUCAGACAGCAUAUGAAUAAUGAAAUGGCACAUUAUGCUUGUGAUUGUUGGGAUGCAGAAUGUCUUACCAGCUAUGGUUGGCUUGAAUGUGUAGGAUGUGCAGAUCGAUCAGCAUAUGACUUAUCGCAACAUACAAAAGCUACCGGAGUCAGAUUAGUCGCUGAAAAGAAAUUACCAGAACCAAAAGUCGUAAAAUUUGUGGAACCUGUUAUUGAUAAACGUACUCUCGGUUCGGAAUUUAAACAAAAAGCUAAAGUGAUUACAGAAACUUUAGUAUCAUUGGAUAAAAAUCAAUUAGAAGACCUUGAUAAAGAAUUAAAUUCAAAUGGUGAAUAUACUCUCAAAGUUGGAAACGACGAAUAUAAAUUAAAAAGAAAUCAUGUUCCUUCUAUCAAAAGUUACGAAAAAACUGUUCACGUAGAAGAAAUUAUACCAAGUGUUAUUGAACCUUCUUUUGGAAUUGGCCGCAUUAUGUAUGCUGUGUUCGAACAUAACUUCAAAAUGCGAGAAGGUGACGAACAGAGAACUUAUUUAUCUAUACCUGCGGUUGUAGCACCUUUAAAAUGUUGUGUCUUACCAUUGUCUGGAAAUCCGGAAUUCGAAAGCUUUGUAAAAGUUGUUUCAAAUGAAUUAACAAAUGUUGGAAUGUCAUAUAAGGUAGACGAUAGUAGUGGUUCUAUUGGUCGAAGAUAUGCACGUACUGAUGAAAUUGCUAUACCAUAUGCAGUAACAAUUGAUUUUGAUACCAUUGGAACGGACACUGUGACAUUGCGUGAAAGAGAUUCCAUGCAACAAGUUCGAAUACCGAUAAAAGAAGUUGGAAGUUGUGUCCGCGAUUUAAUUUCAGAAAAAUUAACCUGGAGUAGCGUUGUAGAAAAAUAUCCAAAAUUCGAACAACAAGAAAAUAAAUAAUACUAACUUCACUUAUUAAGUUAAUUUUUUGGCUAUUUCAAAACUUCACUUGCUUUUAAAGAUGCAUUUUUUAUUUAUGAUCAAUUUUUAUGAAAUAA
Molecule: messenger RNA, 5066 nt
Organism: Chrysoperla carnea
Lineage: Eukaryota; Metazoa; Arthropoda; Insecta; Neuroptera; Chrysopidae
Gene: GlyRS
Product: glycine--tRNA ligase
Exons: 25
Coding region: 112-4968 (1618 amino acids)
Biological process (GO): endocytic recycling; mitochondrial glycyl-tRNA aminoacylation
Cellular component (GO): cytoplasm; endosome; mitochondrion
Molecular function (GO): glycine-tRNA ligase activity; ATP binding
Source: RefSeq, a predicted model, not a curated record